AUGAAUAACAGCGACGCGUACAAGCUCCGUCAGCGAGUCCUCGAGCUCGAGACAGAACUCCAAACCACCAGAGCGCUCCUCAAUCGCGUAGAAUCAGAUGCCGGCAACGCUUUCGCGAUACCUGUCUCAAUCCCCGUGGGUUCAUCUAUACACAAUCUUAUGCUGCUGUCCGACUCUGCCUUACCUCUUGGGAGCUUUGCAUAUUCUUCCGGGCUCGAGUCCUUCCUAGCACACCAUAAACCUUUGCCGAAAGACCAGACCACCCUGACGCUCUUCCUCAAGUUUCUCAAACUAUCAAUUCAGUCCGUCGCAUACACGAACGUGCCGUACGCUCUAUCCGCUUUUCGCGACCCUCUUGGCCUCGCGGACCUGGAUAACGAUCUCGACGCAUCGACGCCGUGCACCGUGGCACGACGCGCGAGUAUAGCUCAAGGCCGCGCGCUUUUGAGUGUAUGGGAGAAGGCCUUCUCCCCGGCCUUCAAAGCAAGACCCGACAAAGGCGACGGUCUCGAAGCUCUGCUGACAAUCGAAAUCUUCGCACGCGACCUCAAACUUGCGUCAUUAAGUUCGGAUCCCUUGCCUCUUGUCAAUGGCCAUCUCGCCCCGCUAUGGGGCGUAGUAUGUCUCGCACUGGGCCUCAACCUAGAGGAAGCAGGAUACUUGUUUCUGUUGAACCAUGCUAAGGCUGUCCUAAGUGCUGCAGUCAGAGCUUCCGUGAUGGGUCCGUACAUGGCGCAGAACAUCCUUGCUGGUCGAGAUCUACAAACCAUUAUUCACCAAAGCCUGGAGAAAAUAUGGUUUCUCCAGCCCGAGGAUGCUGGACAGGUAGUUCCGACCAUGGACUUGUGGAUUGGAAGGCAUGAGAUGUUGUACAGUCGGAUCUUCAAUUCUUGA
Molecule: messenger RNA, 894 nt
Organism: Exophiala spinifera
Lineage: Eukaryota; Fungi; Ascomycota; Eurotiomycetes; Chaetothyriales; Herpotrichiellaceae
Exons: 1
Coding region: 1-894 (297 amino acids)
Molecular function (GO): nickel cation binding
Source: RefSeq, a predicted model, not a curated record